Messenger RNA from Caenorhabditis remanei, 1269 nucleotides. RefSeq lists its product as uncharacterized. The coding region runs from base 1 to 1269 and encodes 422 amino acids. The transcript is spliced from 8 exons. Gene Ontology annotation, molecular function: RNA polymerase II cis-regulatory region sequence-specific DNA binding; nuclear receptor activity; zinc ion binding. The record is from RefSeq and is a predicted model, not a curated record. Gene Ontology annotation, biological process: regulation of transcription by RNA polymerase II; cell differentiation; anatomical structure development. Lineage: Eukaryota; Metazoa; Nematoda; Chromadorea; Rhabditida; Rhabditidae.
AUGAGUUUCCUUAUGUUGCCGUUGUACCAUCUAAAUGAUAACGAAGGUCAGUCGUCCAGCGUUUCUGACAUUUCAGAUCAAAAUAAUAUUUCUGAAGAUUAUUCAAAGAAACCUUAUCAACUUCUGCCGAAAAAUCAAUUUCCAGAAAAAUGUGCAGUUUGCCAACAUGCAGCAAUUGGAUACCAUUACAAUGUACCAUCGUGUAAUGGAUGUAAAACCUUCUUUCGUCGAACAAUUGUUAACGGGAGACGAUUUAUCUGCAUGAACAAAAGGAACUGUCUGGAUGAGAGUGGAUCUCUUGAUGAAAGUAAGAGAAUGUGUAAAGCAUGUAGAUUUGCAAGAUGUGUUGAAGUUGGGAUGGAUCCAACUGCAAUUCGAGCAGCAGUGAAAACAACUGAAGGGAAGUAUCUUCUAGAUGAAGUCACGAGGAGACAGAGAACUCUUGGAGAAGAGGUCAAAUCAAGAGACGAUUUCUUAUCAAAUAUUAUCAAACAAAUUUCAUAUUUGGAGAAAAAAGCGGAAGAAUUACACUUCAAAGCAGUUCCUUUUGGUUAUGAAGAUUUGAGGACAUUAUCUGAAAUUCUUCUGUUUGAACCUGAAUUCGAUUCCUACAAAAUUCCGAACUUAACUCCUAUUCUGAACAGAAACCCGAAAGUGGUUUGCAUGACUUAUAUGCACAGUGCUCUCCUAGCAGCUGUCGAAUCUUCAAAAACCUUCGAAUUCUAUUCAAAAAUCAGUCACGACACAAAAAUUAUUUUCGUGAAACAUGUAGCUUUAAUCGGGUCAAUUAUGAUGAGUGCAUCGUUUUCAAUGCAUCUUAAACAGUCGGAUGAGCUGCUUCUACCAGAUGGAACUGUAUACGGAAAUGCUUUUGGAUGUAUGGGGAACGAACUGCUGCAAGAAUACAGACGACAAAUACAGAACACGUUAAGAGCCUUCUUGAGAAAUAAUGUGGAUCGCGUGGAAUACAUGCUAUUGAAAGCUAUUCUAAUGAGAAAUCCAGCUGUAAGUGGAAUCUCGUCUGAAGCUCGAGAAAUUAUCGAACACGAACGUAAUCAGUAUGCAAAAGCACUUCUGGAGUACAAUAUUCUCCAGUAUGGAGUUUCGUCUGGUCCUGCUAGAUUCGGUGCUCUUAUCGCAAUCAAUCCAAUCAUCGAAAUGCAGUCAAAAAUGCAAAAAGAUGUAUAUCUCAUGAUAAAAGCUUCGAGUAACAGAACUAACUGUUCCCAUCCACCAAAGUAUUUGUUCGAUGAGGUUAUGGAUUCUUGA